AUGGGUGGCCAACUCUCAAAGAUGAUGGGCAAGAUCUUCGGAUCCAAGGAGAUGCGCCUGCUCAUGCUGGGUCUCGAUGCCGCCGGAAAGACCACCAUCCUCUACAAGCUCAAGCUCGGCCAGGACGUCACCACCAUCCCCACCGUUGGCUUCAACGUCGAGACCGUCACCUACAAGAACGUCAAGUUCAACGUCUGGGACGUCGGUGGUCAGGACAAGAUCCGUCCCCUCUGGAGACAUUACUUUAGCGGAACCCAGGGCCUCAUCUUCGUCAUCGACUCCUCCGACCGCGCGAGAAUCGAGGAGGCCAAGUCCGAGCUGCACAGGAUCAUCAACGAUCGCGAAAUGAAGGACAGCUUGCUGCUGGUGUUCGCGAACAAGCAGGAUAUCAAUGGAGCCAUGAAGCCGCAAGAAGUCACCGAGGCCCUCCAGCUGUCCAAGUUAAAAGACAAGGUCUGGUACGUCGUGCCCAGUUGCGCGACGACCGGAGAGGGCCUCCUCGAGGGUCUCGCCUGGCUGUCUAACAACGUCAAGGCGCCCCCCGCCCCGGCCAAGAAGUAA
This is a messenger RNA of Colletotrichum aenigma, 561 nucleotides long. It is a transcript of the gene ARF6, whose product is annotated as ADP-ribosylation factor 6. Gene Ontology annotation, molecular function: GTPase activity; GTP binding. Bases 1 to 561 code for a protein of 186 amino acids. The record is from RefSeq and is a predicted model, not a curated record. Gene Ontology annotation, cellular component: cytoplasm. Gene Ontology annotation, biological process: intracellular protein transport; vesicle-mediated transport. The transcript has 3 exons. NCBI's taxonomy places the organism in Eukaryota, Fungi, Ascomycota, Sordariomycetes, Glomerellales, Glomerellaceae.